AAAGUCGGAAAAAGAAGAAAGACGAAACGCGGAAGUUAGCAAGAGAUCACGGGGAAGAUGUGUAGUGAGCUUGUCAAGUAUGUUUACGCUUUUGCUAUUUUGUCGGUGCCAUUCAUUGUAUGUGGUAAGCACAGCAAACGUUCCUAAAUAAUCCCUUCAAAACUCGACUCGGUACACUUUGAAGCUUCUCGACUUAUUUUAGUUUAGUUGGCUUGUUGCAAACAAAGUGACGCGGAAGUAAGCAAAACGUCGCGAAAGUGUGUGUGUGUGUGUGUGAGAGAGAGAGAGAGAGAGUGUAGUGAUUGUGCGACAAGAAUGACAACACCAUACGAGGAGGAACUUUCACCAACAAAAGACAACGAGCGACAACGUCAACUACUGGACGCUGUUUUCAAGCCCCAAGAUGAACCACACCGAGCAGAUGUCAGUAAAGAAGAUCAGCCGGAGUGGCGCUCCAGGGUAGAGCAGCAGGAGCCAGAGCCCCACCACGUAAAGGAGGAAGAGGAGGAGGCUGAUAUCACAAAGCUGCCAUUUCAUCGUGUAAUUGUGAAGAGUGAAGAUGAUGAAGACAAAGGUCAACGUGAGGCGAACAUUGUGACGCCUCAGAGCAGCGGUUUAAGUCAACACAUGACAUCAGAGAGUGAUGGAGAGCACUGCGGAGGAUCACAAGCAGAUAGUGACGACACAGCGUACUCUCCGGACACUGAUGAUGAAGGUGAUGCGACAUGUCACAUGGACAAGAAAAACUCAAAAUGUUCUCGGUGUGGGAAAACCUUUGGAAACAGCUAUUAUUUGAAAAGACACAUGAGGACCCACACUGGAGAGAAACCGUUCCUCUGCAUGGUCUGUGGUAAAAGAUUCUUGAUAAAAGGACAUAUGAUUAUACACAAUAGAAUACACACUGGAGAAAAACCUUAUUCCUGCUCAGUGUGCCACAAAAGUUUUUCUCAUCAGUCAGCAUUUAUUCGACACAAAAGGACACACACCAGUGAGAAGCCUUUUACUUGCUCAACAUGUGGUAAAAGUUUCACUCUGGGGGAAAGUUUGAAAACGCACAAAAGAACUCACACUGGAGAGAAACCAUAUUCCUGUCGAGUCUGCAACAAAGGCUUUUAUGAUCGCUCAGCAUUUGUUCGACACACAAGGAUACACACUGGCGAGAAGCCUUUUACCUGCUCAGUGUGUGGUAUCCAAUUAGCGCAAAAGUCACAUUUAACUACGCACAUGAGAACACACACUGGUGAGAAAGUAUUCAGUUGCAGUGUGUGUGAUCAAAGAUUCUCUUACAAGUAUCAAGUUGACAAACAUAGGUGUGCUGGUGAAGAACAGCAGCAGUAAAUACGGGUCUUUAAAUAAACUUGAAGACUUUGAAUUUGGGCGGCGUGGUGGCCAACUCUGCUACAGCGUUCUGAGGACCCGGUUUCAAAUCUGGCCACGCCUGUGUGGCAUUUGCAUGUACUCACCGUACCUGCGUGGGUUUUCUACGAGUACUCUGGACUUUUCAUUUCGGCAACUAGUUUUGUUGCGAUUCGAAAUUGAAAUCACGGGUGAAUGGUGUUGUAACGUCGCAGAUGUAAAGCUCAAUCAGUAAGGCCUAUCAUUGCUAACACCCCCAUUGAUUUACCAUUGCCAUUUACAGUAAGUAGCCACACUCUUUCCUUUACGUUUUCCCCUUUUUGUUUUUAUUAUCGCAACAGUGACCAGGGCAGUUUGCUUGUUCCUUGACAAUCGUGCCAUGUUUUUUGCAGUUCAAUAAAAAAAUAAUACAGUACAGUAUAUGAGGAGGCCUUUAACGUUUCCCAAUAAGAACACCAAGAUUUUCCGUUGCAGCGUGUCAGUAGGUGUGCGAUGGGCAGGUCACAAACAACAAAGGGACUGAUUGAAUUACCCGAUGAUACACAGAAAGCUGUCAGAAUACAUCAAAAGAAGUGUGUUUUCUUGCCAUUUGUAUCCUGAUGUAUCUGAUGGAGUAUAAUUGUUCUGGAUUAUUAAAGACCUGUGAUUGAGGGGCAACCUGUCUAUGGUGUUACUCCGCCUGUGUAUUUCUCAGAAAGUUUAAAUGUCCUUAGAAAGUGAGUGAAAACAAUAAAGCAGGCAAUGUACACAAUCCUGCUAGAGGUUAUGUAAACAACACUCAUUCUACUAUAGUAGUACGAAUAAAGGAUACAGUUUUCAAAAGAAGAAAAAACAUCCUCUUAUAAGGUUGAAAAUAUAUACUGUAGUAUGAAGAUGUAAUGGUAGGAGUAGCAGUGAGCCUGAUAAAAAAAUCAAGAUGGUCACAUUGGGUGCAAGAUGGUUUUGUGUGUGGUACUGUGUCCUGUUAUAAUCCAAUAUUGUGUGUAACAAUGCAAGCAUGCAAUGCAUUUUGUUCAUCUCGUGAUUUGUAAUCGUUUUAGAAGAAAAUAAGCAUUGACAGGAAUUCAUGAGACUGAAUUGAAACCGCAUUUAUGUUAUGUUAGAUGAUGUAACACAAGAAAUUUUUGCUCAUCUGCAUAGAAGUUUAAUUCUCUCCAAAUGAUGUGUCUGCAAAAUGAAAGCAGCAAGGACAUGAGUCUACUGUCGGGGUUUGGUGUGAAGACAGAGGAGGUGCAAGAGAAGUGUUUGAAUGUGACUACCGUAGUUUCACGACCAUAGGGUGCACCGUAUUUUGUUAAAGUGGAAGAUUUUUUUAUGAAAAAUAAAUAAAUAAAAAUGUUUUUUUUCACUGCUGUAA
This is a messenger RNA of Phycodurus eques (leafy seadragon), 2713 nucleotides long. RefSeq names its product gastrula zinc finger protein XlCGF17.1-like. NCBI's taxonomy places the organism in Eukaryota, Metazoa, Chordata, Actinopteri, Syngnathiformes, Syngnathidae. Bases 316 to 1338 code for a protein of 340 amino acids. Gene Ontology annotation, biological process: regulation of transcription by RNA polymerase II. Gene Ontology annotation, molecular function: DNA-binding transcription factor activity; RNA polymerase II cis-regulatory region sequence-specific DNA binding. The record is from RefSeq and is a predicted model, not a curated record. The transcript has 2 exons.